This is a messenger RNA of Rotaria sp. Silwood1, 864 nucleotides long. Lineage: Eukaryota; Metazoa; Rotifera; Eurotatoria; Philodinida; Philodinidae. The record is from the annotation of a GenBank genome assembly.
AUGGGAUUUACAUUAUAUAGUCUUAUUGAAGCUGCUCUGCUUUGCGUUAAUGCUAUUGCUAUUCUUAAUGAACAACGGUUUCUUUCAAGAUUAAGUGGUGGUGGAAAUCGUCAAGCUUAUCCUGGUGGAGGAGGUUAUGCUGACGAAUAUCAAAAUGUUGGUGGAACUAAACAUCAAUUAUUGAAUCUAAUUCGAUCUGUUCGUACUGUAAUGAGAGUUCCAUUGAUUGCUUUUAAUAUUAUAAUGUCUUCUAUAACAGGUGAAUCACCACUUAAUCUAGAAAAAGAUAUUGAUCGAGCAAUUGUUCUUCUUGACCGUCUUCGAGCAACAAGUGAAAUACCUGAAACAAAACUACUUGAAUUACAACGUAUAUUACAAAGCGAUUUUUUUCGUGCUGUUUUGGAAGUUUAUGAAAAAAUUUAUGAAACUGUUCCAGUAACUGGUUCACCAGAAGUUCGAGCUAAUGCUACUGCUAAAGCAACUGUUGCUGCUUUUGCAGCUAGUGAAGGUCAUUCACAUCCACGUGUUAUUGAAUUGCCUAAAACUCAAGAAGGUCUUGGAUUUAAUGUAAUGGGUGGACGUGAACAAAAUUCACCAAUAUAUAUAUCACGUAUCAUUCCAAAUGGUGUUGCUUGGAAACAUGGUGGAUUAAAAAAAGGUGAUCAAUUAUUAUCAGUUAAUGGUGUAUCUGUUGAAAAUGAAUAUCAUGAAAAAGCUGUUGAAUUAUUAAAACAAGCACAAAAUACUGUUAAAUUAGUUGUACGAUAUUCACCACAAGUUUUAAUUGAAAUGGAAAAUCGUUUUGAAAAACAACGUACAGCACGUAGACAACCGUCAACAUCAAUAACACCAAUAGAUAAAUAA